Molecule: messenger RNA, 1527 nt
Organism: Xylaria bambusicola
Lineage: Eukaryota; Fungi; Ascomycota; Sordariomycetes; Xylariales; Xylariaceae
Product: NAD(P)-binding protein
Exons: 1
Coding region: 159-1247 (362 amino acids)
Molecular function (GO): oxidoreductase activity, acting on the CH-OH group of donors, NAD or NADP as acceptor
Source: RefSeq, a predicted model, not a curated record
GAGCUGGAUCAUCGUAAUUAAAUAGUGGUUGCGUCAAGAGCGAUGGUUUUGCCUACUCUCGCCGUCAUGAUGGAAUGCCAUCAAUGCUGUGUGGAUUCAUCUCAUCUCGAAUAUAGCUGAGUACUCGGAACCAGCUGUGAGAGCAUCGCCAAUUCACCAUGCCGUCUUCCCUACUGUACUCACCUGUCCUUGACCUAGGACCAGCACUACGAGAGGUCUUCCUGUCACCGCUCUUGUCUGGGCCGCUUCUCCUGGCCGUCACAUAUGCGCCUGAUGCUGUACGAGAAUUGCUUUCGAAUAUAGCGAUCAGACUGCCUGCUCUACAAGGGCUGCUAUCCAAUUUGGACCCAUCUACCGCUGUCACAACUUUGCGCCUUCUCUUUGCUGUCAGCGGUGUACAUUGGCUCAACCGGGCUCUUAACGAGAUGGCUGCGAAUUCGUGGCGUUUGACGGCGAGCAAAGGAUGGGAUUGGCCAAACGAAAUCGCAGUUGUCACUGGGGGUUCGAGUGGCAUCGGAAAGCUCACGGUUGAGAAACUCGCGGCCCAUGGCCUGCGUGUUGCUGUUCUCGAUAUUCAAGACUUACCCAAAUCUAUGGAAACCAACACUCGUAUUCGCUUCUUCAGAUGUGAUGUGACAUCCUCUGAAUCAGUGGCGGAGACCGCGGGCGCCGUCCGCCGGGAAAUCGGACACCCAUCCAUCCUCAUCAAUAACGCCGGCAUUACCAGCCCAUGUACAAUCCUAAAGAUGUCGGAAGCCUAUCUACGGAAGAUAUUCGGCGUUAAUUCCAUGUCGCAUUGGUUUACAGUCCAGCAAUUUCUCCCGCACAUGAUUCAGAUGAACAAGGGCCACGUCAUCACAAUCGCCAGUCUUGCCUCUUUCGUGGCCUUGCCUACAGCUGCUGACUACUCGGCUUCGAAAGCAGCAGCUCUUUCUUUUCACGAGGCUUUAACAUGCGAACUCAAGCACUGCUACGAGGCCCCUAAUGUGAUGACUACUGUUGUUCAUCCCAACUACGUCCGAACCCCUCUCCUCGACAACGUUGCUGACCAUCUCGAAAAUUCUGGCGUCCGUAUGCUUACGAGUGAGCAAGUAGCUGAGCCGAUAGUCAGACAGAUUUUGAGCCGCCGGGCUGCCCAGAUAAUCAUUCCAACAUCAAUGACAAUGGCCUCUGCUAUUAGGGGUUGGCCGACCUGGUUACAGGAGUUGAUCCGGGACACUUUAGGUCGUUCGUCUUUGAAGUCGUAAAAUGUCGAUGUACAUAUACAGCUGUGCAGUCAACAAGAUGGGAAGGAACAUGUUGAAUAUGUUUGAAAUAUGAUUUAAAUGAUACUUGUAUGAUAGUAAUUGUUUCUGCUUGUCACAUAGCCCUACCACACGAGAAAUGCGCACAGCUUUUCUGUAUCGAUUUGAAAGUUGAUACGUUGACAAUUACAUAUUCUCUAUGAAGAUUCACAUGUGCAUUUCUCUUGUAUUCUGCUAUGCCUGCUGUAGCUUCCCUGGCUCUGGUAAUUUAACGGUAAUAAGA